UGGAUCAGCUUGACCCUUCUUUACUCAAUGCUGUGCAUGUGGACUAGUGUAGAAUGCUGGUCCUUUUACUACUCUAACGACACCAUGAAUUGGUCACAAGCAAGAGCCUGGUGCAGGGAGCACUACACAGACAUGGUGGCCAUCCAGAACCAGGAGGAGAUUGGGCAUCUCAACCCGUGGCUGCCCAGGAAACCCACAUACUACUGGAUUGGAAUCUUCAAAAUCAAUGAUGUGUGGACCUGGGUAGGCACCAACAAGGCUCUGACACCAGAAGCAACCAACUGGGCAGUGGGAGAACCAAACAACGGCAGAAAAAGACAGAGAGGGGGUUUGAAUGAGGACUUUGUUAAGUGUGACAAAAACGAGGUGAUCGUCCCAAAUAAAGGAAGUGUGAAUUGCACUCAUAAGUAUGGAAACUUCUCCUAUGACUCCCAGUGCAGCUAUUCUUGCGAGGAAGGAUACCAGCUGAGUAUGUCGAGACCCCUGAAGUGCACUGCCUCCAAAACCUGGUCCGAGCAGCCUCCUACAUGUAGAUUGGUUCAGUGUCCAAAGCUGUCCGAUCUAGAGAGUGGAUCCAUGAAUUGCUCCGAUCCUCUGGGCCCUCUCAGCUACCAGUCCACCUGCAUAUUUCAUAGUGCAGAGGAUUCGAGGAAUGCGACGGCAACGGAGUCCAAACCCAAAUGGCAUUCAUGA
This is a messenger RNA of Scomber scombrus (Atlantic mackerel), 693 nucleotides long. RefSeq names its product P-selectin-like. The transcript has 5 exons. The coding region runs from base 28 to 693 and encodes 221 amino acids. Lineage: Eukaryota; Metazoa; Chordata; Actinopteri; Scombriformes; Scombridae. Gene Ontology annotation, biological process: negative regulation of complement activation, classical pathway; cell adhesion. Gene Ontology annotation, cellular component: membrane. The record is from RefSeq and is a predicted model, not a curated record.